Melanaphis sacchari is the source of this 2578-nucleotide messenger RNA. Its product is annotated as pro-resilin-like. The coding region runs from base 83 to 2515 and encodes 810 amino acids. The record is from RefSeq and is a predicted model, not a curated record. The transcript has 3 exons. NCBI's taxonomy places the organism in Eukaryota, Metazoa, Arthropoda, Insecta, Hemiptera, Aphididae.
GGCGAUCGCUCGUUCACCAUAUUGUAUAAUAAUAUAGUUGUCCGUCCGGAUAUAUUUUUCGUGCAUCUUUGUCGUCAUCAUCAUGUACGUCAAGCGGCUGCGAAAUAGCUCCUGUUAUGUGGUUAAUUGUAUGUUGUUGCUGCAAUUUAUUUACAAGACGACUGGGGCAGGAUGUUCUAUGGAUCAUGGCAGUGGGAUGAAUUAUCCAACGACCACUGCAAGUGGAACAUGGACAACUCGCGGCGGGAUAUCUUCUUACGGCUGGGACAGCAGACAACCUAUAGAUCCUUGUAGCCGUUGUACAAAUGUUCCUCCGCCAUUGCCUGGAUCUCAGUACACAACACAAUCCCAUGACAAUGGGAUGUAUAGUGUUAACGACCGUAUUAGUGUCAGUGGUUACAUGUCAGACAAUCGGGUUUCUGUAAGCGGUUACAUGGCGAAUAAUCAUGGUAGUGCGAGUACGCAUGGUUCGGAUAAUAGAUAUUCCGGUUAUGGUUCCGAUAACCGAGGUAAUGGUUAUGGAAAUGACAAUCGUGACCAUCCGAAUAGUCGACCCAAUGGUUAUGAUUCAAUCGGUUAUGUUACUAGCAACGGUUAUAUGUCAAAUUCAAAUUACGCUGGUAAUAGUCACGUUACUGAUAAUCAUGUCCAAAUUUACAACACUCAUAACGUAGACAAUAAAAUAAAAAAUCCCAAUUACCGUGGUAAUGGUUACGACAAUUUAAGCCCAGAAUGGGAACGAAGACACAACAAUAAAAAACUUAGUGUUAUUAGUGGCAGCAAUAGUUAUGGAAGUGGUAUUGGUAGUGGUGGUAGCUAUGGAGGUGUUAUAGGAGGGGGUAAUGGCUAUGGAGACAGUAUCAGCGUAGGUGGUAGUUAUGAACAUGGUACUAGUGGUUCAGGAAUCGGCGGUAUUGGAUAUUAUCAAGGAAUGUCGUAUCCUGUUCCUAAUAUUCCCGACAGUCAUAAAACACAUGUGCAGAGCAAUUACCAUAAGCCGUCCAACGAUCGGUGGGGUAUCAAAGGAGCACAUCCAGUGAAAGUAGAAUCAGGAUAUUGGCAGAGCCAACCACCUAAAGAUAUUGGCUGGGAUGAGGCAAGCAAAAAGAUGGGAGUGAUAGCAGGAUGGAUUGGUGGCCCGAAAAAAUAUGAGUCAAGCAAACCUUCAAUAGCAUACGGUUCGCAUCAGGAAAAUGACAAAGAUGACAACGAUUACUACAACAAAGGAACCAGUUACGAAAACAAUUCGGACCGAAAGAAACCUUAUAUGGGUUGGGGAGGUUCUGGAUCGUACGAGGUGAUAAAAAUGAACAACGGGUACAAAUAUAUUGACAGAAAUAGUAACAGUGAUUAUGGAAUUUCUUACGGAAACGGUUAUAAGUACGGGGGGCAAAGUUACAAUAACAAACCAAGUCAAGAUUACGGAUUAAAACCAAUGAACGUCGAUCAUGGUAGACCAUACGACCAAAGUAGGCCUUACAGCUAUGGUACUUUGCACGGAUAUGAUAAACCAAUAAAUGAUUACGGAAAACUCACACUCAACUACGGUAAUACUAAUGGACAAGGCUAUGGUACUCCAACUACUCAUGAUUAUGGUUCUAGUCCACAUAUUGAUUUACAGAGUACAUCACGUCCAAUUGGAUUUGUAGUUACAUCUCCCAGACCUCCUGUGUGGGAUUCUCAGAAACCUGGAUACCAAAUGAUCGCUUCUCGGCCUACUCAACAUUGGGGUGAAAAUUCAUUUGAUGAACAAUUCAAUAGUGUAGUUGGUGGUUCAAUGGGUUAUGACAGACCUGGUGUAAAUGGUCUAGCAAGACCGGCCGAUUAUGGUAUUUCAAGACCAGAUAGUUACGGAACUCAGAGACCAGUUGAUUAUGGAUCUUCGAAACCAAGCAGUUAUGGAACUCAGGGACCAGAAGGUAAUGGUUCUCCGAGACCAGAAAAUUAUGGAUCUUCUCGUCCGGGUGAAUAUGGAAAUUCUCGUCCAGAUGUGUAUGGAUCUUCUAGACCCAGCAGUGAAAGAGAAACAUCAGACUAUGGAUCUUUCAGGCCGUACGUGGGGUCCAUGAACAAUAUGGUAUCAGAUUACGGUUCUCAAAAACAGGAGUUUGAUAAAUUCAGUGGUUAUUCAGAUAACGAUGGUGGUAGACCUCAAAGACCGGGAUACAAUAACGAAAGACCGUUUAUGGACAGAAACGAAAUUUAUGGUUCACAACAGCAGACGAGUUCGGGAUAUGGAAAAGGUUACGCAUCGAAUUGGGACUAUUAUUCUAAUUCCAUGAGGGGACAGUUCAACAAUGGAUGGAACGACCAGCAGCAGGGCUACUUACAAAGGAGACCGGAUGGCGAUGUGUUGCAAUCCGGAUCGAGUUUCAGACCCUCCGAGUCCACUCCUCUACAUUACAACGGGCAUAGUGGGAUCGGCGCAUCAACCGACAAUGGUUUCCUAUACAGGAGUCCGUCGACGAUUAUUGGUUCGUCUACCACUCCUAUGCCAACCACUAAUAAUUCAUAAAAGUUUUCAUAUAAAUCAUAAUUUAAUUAAUAUGAUUUUUAAUCAUUUAAUUUUUUAUUGAUA